This is a messenger RNA of Recurvomyces mirabilis, 1281 nucleotides long. It is a transcript of the gene CDC73, whose product is annotated as accessory factor associated with RNA polymerase II. The transcript is spliced from 2 exons. Gene Ontology annotation, cellular component: Cdc73/Paf1 complex. Gene Ontology annotation, biological process: transcription elongation by RNA polymerase II; positive regulation of transcription elongation by RNA polymerase II. Gene Ontology annotation, molecular function: RNA polymerase II complex binding. Lineage: Eukaryota; Fungi; Ascomycota; Dothideomycetes; Mycosphaerellales; Teratosphaeriaceae. The record is from RefSeq and is a predicted model, not a curated record. Bases 1 to 1281 code for a protein of 426 amino acids.
AUGACGACCACCGAUGGUCUUCCACCGGAUCCUCUGACCCUUCUCCGCGGCUGUGUCGCCGCCAACAGUCUUCCAAUACCCUCUCCGAGCGAUGACCCAUCAACAGCCACUGACACCACCCUCUCCCUCGCCCUCGCAACACAUCUCAUCUUCAACACCGAGUCAAUACAAGAUGGCGCACAGCAUCUCGCGAUUCCGCUUCCGCAAAUCACACGAUUCGUAUCAGUGGCAGCAGGAAACAGAGCUCUGGACCUUCGCUCCGUCUUCUUCUGCUGGCAGAACAAGGACCAGAGUGCGGGAACUUACAUUGCGGCUACGCAAGCAUUGAAUGAGGAAUUGCGGUCGAAUGGGAAGCAAGAGACCGUAACGAAUUUGGUCUUCGCGGAAAAGCUCGACCUGAACCAAUGGCUGGCAGGAGAGGUGGGGGAGGAGGAGAGCGAAUUCAUACGAUCACUGGACGCCAACAAAGCUACCCGAGCUGAGGCCAAGGAUGCAGCUGCCACAGCAGCAGGAGGCGAGGAUGUCGAGAUGCGGGAUGCCGACUUGACGGACGGUGCAGCAGCGAAGCGGGAGCAGCAGCGAUUGCGAGAGAUCUUCGCUGCAGAGAGGAAAAUGGGCGACCGCAAUCUAAUGCUCCGAGGCGUCAAGAUCCAGGACUUCAGUGACGUACGAAAGAAGUAUAGUGUGCUCUUCUUCGGCAAAUCUCGAGUUCCACCCGGCGGACAACCCGCGCCUACACUUACAAACAACCCUGCUUUGCGACCACCGGUCAAGGCCGCGCAACCAGGACGAAGACCAGAGCCCAUCAUUCUCCUCUCACCAUCCGCAUCAAGUCUCCUACGCAUGCCCAACAUCAAGUCGUUCUUAGAAGAAGGAGUCUACACACCACCGGAAUCCGGCACAACGUCAAAUAUCCUCCAUCUUACCCGCACAAUCCCACAUUUGGCAGCGUCAAAACCAAUCCGAUUCAUCCUCGUAGACGACCCCUCGACGUUCAGACCGGACUACUGGGAGCGUCUGGUAGCUGUUUUUACGACAGGCCAGACCUGGCAAUUCAAGAACUAUAAAUGGCAACAACCUGCUGACUUGUUUUCCCACGCACUUGGCAUCUACGUUGGAUGGAAGGGCGAGAUCGUGCCGGAUAGUGUCAAGGGUUGGGGCCGAGGUGUCAUGGUGGCGCAGAUCGAUAAGGGCAAAGAUCGAUGGAGAGAUAGGGAGGUCGUGGAGGAGGUAUGGAGGAAUAUUGAGGGGAGGAUGAAGGAAAUGGGGUGGGCGUUUUGA